AUGGGGUUCCUCGGUCUCGGAGAGCCUUCUAUAGGCACGUUGAUCAUCUUCCUUGGCGCUUGGAUCAAUCGAGACUUCACCACUCCUGUUGACCAGUACGCCCAUGAGGCUCAACCAGAUAUUGAGCGAUCGGACAGUCCCGUGACGAAGGUCGAACCGGUGGCUUGGAACUAUCAGGAUCGAUGGCGCCAGCGAGAGAUCUCGAUCUUUGGGUUCCGGAAAACCGUCAAUACUCCCAACACUGCCGUCUUCCAGAACCGCCUUGCUAGCAGGCUUCUUCUUCGGUUCCCGUUUCUCAUCGAGAUUGUGUACUGGGCUCUCAUCUACAGCAUUUACCAGAUGGGCAGAGGCAUGCUUGCUGAAAGACUCCGGCAAUCGACUGUCGACGUAGCUUGUCACCAUGCCUUGCAGGUCAUCCGACUGGAGCAGAGGCUCCACAUCUUUUGGGAACCGGCCAUCCAGCGCUUCUUCCUUCAGUAUCCCGGGGCAAUGUACUGGAUCAACCGAAUCUAUUCCUAUGUCCACCUACCGGCAACCAUUACCUUCUUGGUCGGUUUGUAUUGGUUUGCUAUUACCCGCAAUCGGACGCUCGCGAGAUGGCGCCAGCCUGUAUCAGGACCGUACCUGUACGAAUCCAAACGCAGAAGCCUUGCCAUUUGCAACCUGCUUGCCUUUUGCGUCUUCUCAACUUGGCCCUGCAUGCCACCCCGGCUGUUGGGUGAUUCCAAAACACCUGGACAUGUCGAGCAGGCUCGAAGUUUCGGCUUCGUCGACACGGUUCACGGCAGGGACGGAGCUGUUUCGGUUUUUAACACAAGGCGCUUUACAAAUCAAUUGGCGGCAAUGCCAUCCCUCCACUUCGGCUACUCGCUGUUAGUUGGACUCUCGAUCAUGCAGCUCCCGAUUGCCCACCCUGGGCGUUGCUACCGCGUGUCGAUCCCUGUGCCGUGGUCAUCGAAAUUCGGCUUCGACGCCUUCACCGCCACCAUCAGGAUUCCAUCUUUGGCCAAACUAAUGUGUCAGGUCCUGGGGUUUUCCUACCCGGCCUUGAUUCUGACAGUUAUUGUGGCGACAGCGAAUCAUUUCAUCAUGGACGCCAUUGUAGGAGGUACCAUUUGUCUGGUGGCAUACAGAUACAACGAGGCCAUGCUUAAUUUUUUGCCUUUGGAGGAUUGCCUUUUGUGGUGCUUGCGCGUUCACAAGCCUGUCCAGGCACCUGUGUGCCUGCCAAAAGGUCCAGAUGAGCACUGA
This is a messenger RNA of Exophiala spinifera, 1251 nucleotides long. RefSeq lists its product as uncharacterized. The record is from RefSeq and is a predicted model, not a curated record. The transcript is spliced from 4 exons. Bases 1 to 1251 code for a protein of 416 amino acids. Lineage: Eukaryota; Fungi; Ascomycota; Eurotiomycetes; Chaetothyriales; Herpotrichiellaceae. Gene Ontology annotation, cellular component: inositol phosphoceramide synthase complex. Gene Ontology annotation, biological process: sphingolipid biosynthetic process; inositol phosphoceramide metabolic process. Gene Ontology annotation, molecular function: inositol phosphoceramide synthase activity.